CAAACAACCCAAGAAAUAUUUGCGCCCGAUGCCCAAGUCGACGACGACAGCGAGUAGCUUUGUCUCGAAGCUCAUCGCCCUCGUGGCGGCCGCGCCCGACCACGUCAUCGGAUGGUCCGCGGACGGCAGCAAGAUCGUCGUCCAGGGCGUCACGCCGCUCGAGAAGGAGUUCCUACCGUCGCACUACGGGCACACUAGCUUUACGAGCUUUGCGCGGCAGCUGCGCGUCUACGGCUUCUCCAAGUCCAAGCUCUACGGCCUGCCGUGCGAUGAAACCAUGAACGCGAAGCGCGGGUUUGGCUACAUCUUUGCCCAUCCGUUCGUGCACCGCGACCGCCCGCAGGACCUUGUCCGUGUCAAGCGCACUACCAUGGACGACAGCCACGUUGGGGAGCUCCGCGCCGCCGUCGACGGUCUCGAGGCCGAGUGCGUCGCACGCGCGAUCGCGACCAACGCGCCCAUUUAUACCAAGCGCGACCACGGCUUUGUACCCUUCUUCCCGCUCGAGCUCGGCUACGAGUCGUCCGAGGACCAUCAGCCAUUAGACGACGUCGAGCUCGACAUUCUCGAUUUGAUUCUAAGCAGUACCAAUACCAGCAUAGUCUAGUCGUCCGUGUGCA
Messenger RNA from Saprolegnia diclina VS20, 620 nucleotides. RefSeq lists its product as hypothetical. The transcript has a single exon. Bases 29 to 607 code for a protein of 192 amino acids. Gene Ontology annotation, molecular function: DNA-binding transcription factor activity; sequence-specific DNA binding. Lineage: Eukaryota; Oomycota; Saprolegniomycetes; Saprolegniales; Saprolegniaceae. Gene Ontology annotation, biological process: regulation of DNA-templated transcription. The record is from RefSeq and is a predicted model, not a curated record.